Gadus chalcogrammus (walleye pollock) is the source of this 1321-nucleotide messenger RNA. It is a transcript of the gene tp53i3, whose product is annotated as tumor protein p53 inducible protein 3. Lineage: Eukaryota; Metazoa; Chordata; Actinopteri; Gadiformes; Gadidae. Bases 213 to 1229 code for a protein of 338 amino acids. The transcript has 5 exons. Gene Ontology annotation, molecular function: NADPH binding; quinone binding; quinone reductase (NADPH) activity. The record is from RefSeq and is a predicted model, not a curated record.
UUACGCGUAAAAGUGGCGCACAUACAGUCUUCUGAUUGGUCCACUUCUAGGCUACUGCACCGCGUCAUUUACUAUUUGCAUUGAAGUUGGACUUUGUCCGAACUUUUCAUCGUUCAGCGUCGCUGGUUGUCGCGUUCCCAUUUGGACACGCCUGGACGUGCUUGCAGUGGCGUGUGUGCACAGUACAGUUGUUUAAAGACCGGAACCGCGUUAUGCUCGCCGUUUGUGUUGACGUGCCAGGAGGACCAGAGAAUCUGCGAGUGGGCACGGUACCCAAACCCCGACCUAAAGAUGGAGAGGUCUUGAUUAAAGUUCACGCCACUGCCCUCAACAGAGCUGACACAUUGCAGAGGAGAGGGCUGUACCCCCCGCCCCCGGGAGAGAGCAACAUCCUGGGCCUGGAGGUGGCCGGCACGGUGGCCGAGGUGGGCCCCGGCGUGAGGGGCCCCUGGGUGCCGGAGGAGAGGGUCAUGGCCCUGCUGUGCGGCGGAGGCUACGCCGAGUACGUGGCAGUGCCGGAGGAGCUCCUGCUGCCGGUGCCCCCCGGGCUGACCCUCUGCCAGGCGGCGGCCGUCCCCGAGGCCUGGCUCACCGCCUACCAGCUGCUUCACCUCGUAGCCGAGGUGAAGGCGGGGGAGGUGGUGCUGGUGCACGCCGGGGCCAGCGGCGUGGGAACGGCGGCGGUGCAGCUGGCGCGCCUGGCCGGCGCCGUGCCCGUGGUCACAGCGGGCUCCGCCCAGAAGGUGGACGCGGCGGUGGCGCUCGGGGCGGCGGCCGGGUUCCUCCACAGCCAGGGGGACUUUGCAGACGGAGUCCUGGGCUACACUGGAGGCCACGGCGCGGACGUGAUCCUCGACUGUGUCGGUGGGACCAUGUGGGAGAGGAAUGUGCGCUGCCUGGCGGUGGACGGCCGCUGGGUGCUGUAUGGCACCCUGGGGGGCAAGGCCGUGCAAGGAGACCUGCUGGGCCAUCUCCUUAAGAAAAGGGGCCGGCUCAUCACCAGCCUCCUGCGUUCUCGGAGCCUCCAGUAUAAAGCUGACCUGGUGAAGGCUUUCUCAGAGAGAGCCUUGCCCUUCUUCACAGACCCACAUCAGCCCGCCCUGAAGCCAGUGAUUGACAGCGUGUUCGACCUACAAGACAUCGGCGAGGCCCACAAACACAUGGAGGCCAACAGAAACAAGGGAAAGAUUGUUGUUAUAGUGACUCCACAGAAUCAGGGUGGGGAGUGAUGGCUAGAGUUUACACAAACAGACCUUGCUCAUUAUGGACCAAAUAAAGAAGAAUAAUUAAUCUGUGUGGAUUGUCUUUUUGAUUUGUUUUG